Molecule: messenger RNA, 2215 nt
Organism: Procambarus clarkii (red swamp crayfish)
Lineage: Eukaryota; Metazoa; Arthropoda; Malacostraca; Decapoda; Cambaridae
Product: pseudohemocyanin-2-like
Molecular function (GO): oxidoreductase activity
Source: RefSeq, a predicted model, not a curated record
AGGGGGCAGGGCGAGCGGGGGUAUAUAAGGUGGUGCGAGAACUGCAGGAGCAUCAGCACCAUGAAGGUCUUGGUGGUGUGCACACUGGUGGCCGCAGCCUCCGCUUCCUUCUUCGGGGGCCAACAUCUCAGCGGCUUCCAGAGUGACUCAUCUGAUGGAGUAACUCUGGCACAGAAGCAGCACGACAUCAACUUCCUACUGUACAAGGUGUACGAGCCUCUGCAUGAUGCCAAACUCAAGAAUCUUGUUGAAUCCUUUAACCCAGAGACCGAGGCAUCUAACUUCCCUGACGGCGGAGUUGCUGUUCUCAAACUCCUGAAGGAGCUCAAAGAUCACCAUCUUGAGGAGAAAGAACAUUUCUUCACUGUGUUCAAUUGCACUCAGCGAGAACAAGCCAUGAUGCUCGCCAAUGUCCUCAUGCAGUGCCAGGACUGGACAAUAUUCACCAGCUAUGCUGCUUACUUCCGUCAACAAAUGAACGAGGAAGAGUUUGUUUAUGCUAUGUACGCAGCUGUUGCACAUUCUCCGCUUACAAGGAACGUUGUGCUGCCCCCAAUAUAUGAGAUCAUGCCUCACUUUUUCACAAGCAGUGAAGUGCUCCAACAAGCGUACAAAGCCAAGAUGACUACCAAGCCUGGAAAAUUCCCGAUGGACUUUACAGCCACCCAGAACAACCCCGAAUACCGAGUUGCUUACUUCACUGAAGACAUCGGGCUCAGCACCCACUACCUAAACUGGCACAUAGACUACCCCUUCUGGUGGAAUGACACCUUCGGUCGUCACAUUGAACGCAAGGGAGAGACCUUUUUCUGGGUCCAUCACCAACUCAACAACCGCUUUGACGCGGAGCGCCUGUCUAAUCAUCUCCGCGUUGUAGAGAAACUUCACUGGGAUGGAACUCUGCAUGAAGGAUUCCAUCCACACAAUUCGUACAAAUAUGGCAACUUCUUCCCGGUCCGACCCGAUGAUGUUCACAUCCAGGAUGUGGACAACGUUGCUGAGGUGUAUGAUUUGAUGAUGAUGGACCAACGCAUUCGAGAUGCCAUCGCCCACGGCUACAUCACUGACAAGGACGGAUCCAAAGUCGAUAUCAUGAAUGAACAAGGUAUUGACAUCCUUGGCAACAUUAUUGAGUCCUCUAUGUACAGCCCCAAUGCUGACUACUAUGGCUCCCUCAACAACUUGGGUCAAGUUUUGCUUGGCCACCAGGGCGACCCCCAUGACAAGUACCAUGAGGCUCCCAGCGUCCUGGAGCAUUACGAGACCGCCACCCGCGACCCAGCCUUCUACCAGCUACACAAGUACAUCGACGACCUCUUCAGGAAGCACAAGGACCGUCUUCCACCUUAUAACAAGGAGGAGCUUGAGUUCCAAGGCGUUGCCAUCAACAGCAUUAACAUUGAUGGUACACUGGAGACUUACCUUGAAGACUAUGAAUACAGCCUCAUUAAUGCUGUGGACAGUAAAGAUGAAGUUGAAAAUGUAGACAUUAGCACUUUUAUGCCGCGUCUGAUGCACAAAGACUUCUCCUUCAAUAUUGACAUAAUGAACAACAAUGAUGCUGAAGUUUUGGCCACAAUCCGCAUCUUCGCCUGGCCACUCCGUGACAGUAACGGAGUCAUCUUCCCAUUCAACGAGGGCCGCUGGCACGCCAUUGAGCUCGAUAGGUUCUGGAAGACCCUGACACCUGGCAACAACCACAUCGUCAGGAAAUCUGUUGAGUCGUCGGUGACGGUGCCUGACGUGCCCAGCAUCAAGACCUUACAAGACAUGACUGAGGCAGCCCUCACUGGAGGCACCGAGUUGCACCUUGAACAGUUCGUGAGCGCCACAGGGCUGCCCAACAGGCUGCUCAUACCCAAGGGCAACGAGGCUGGUAUGGAGUUCAAGCUUGUGGUGGCUGUGACCGAUGGCACAGCUGAUGCAGCCAUUGAUAACCUCGAGACACUCACCAAGUUCCACCACUACGGCUACAAGGGAGUCUACCCAGACAAGAAGCCCCAUGGAUACCCACUGGACCGUCGCGUCCCUGACGAACGAGUCUUCCACGAGAUCCCCAACUUCGCAGAGACCAUCGUCAAGGUCUACAACCACGACGAACACAUCCAACACCACUAACCAUCAUUCACCAUAUUCGCACUAUUGAUAAAAAUGUGAUCUCCAAAUGACUUUAAAACAUUUUUGUAUGUAAGACCAUUAAAAUUUUCAGCAGCCA